Molecule: messenger RNA, 1619 nt
Organism: Puccinia graminis f. sp. tritici CRL 75-36-700-3
Lineage: Eukaryota; Fungi; Basidiomycota; Pucciniomycetes; Pucciniales; Pucciniaceae
Product: CAMK/RAD53 protein kinase
Exons: 12
Coding region: 1-1566 (521 amino acids)
Biological process (GO): autophagy; autophagosome organization; protein autophosphorylation
Cellular component (GO): cytoplasm; autophagosome
Molecular function (GO): protein binding; protein serine/threonine kinase activity; ATP binding
Source: RefSeq, a predicted model, not a curated record
AUGCAGCGAUCUGGUGAACUCCUACAGUCAAUCCCCAAAAGAAGGAAACCGGUGUUGAUUGAUCACGUUGACUCGAGCACGAAUCUCAAAUGUCCUUCGCAGACAAAUCUCUCCGCUAAGUUUCUGUCACAGAGCUCUCAACGAUUGGAAGAUGCGCUAGGUUCCUUAGGUUCCUCCGGGAACUUCAAGCAAUUGCCUGGUAGUUUUACUAGUAUCCGGGAGCUUACUGUAUCUUGUGUCAGCAAGAUGAGUCCUACUCCACCACCGCAGCCUGAAGAAGCCGGUCGACUGUUGACCACAGAUAACUGUGGGGUAACCCAAAUUUUGAUCAUAAAACUUAACGAGCACCCCUGGAGUCUGGGCAGAAACCAGCAGGCGGAUUUGACUAUCGAUAAACCGACGGUUUCAAAUUGGCACUGUAAAUUAUAUGCAAUUGAGUGUGAUACUGGAGAAAGGAUAGUUUGCCUUGAAGACCUCUCCACUAACGGGAUUCGUUACAAUGAUCGAUUGGUUCGCAAAAAAGCGGUGAUUCUAAACAAUGGUGACCAAGUUGAGAUCGCUGGCCAAGUUUUCUCUUACAAGCAUUCCUGUCCACCUGGGCAAGGUUCUACGAGCACUACAGUGGGCAAGUAUCGAAUAACAGAACGGGUGUUGGGAUCAGGGUUUUUUAGCGUGGUUCACCUGGCCAUCAACCAAGAAACAGGUGCUCAGCUGGCCUGUAAAAUUAUCAAGCGACAGACUGGUUUUAGGCAAUCAGCAAGGGAGACUAAGAAAUUUCAACAGGUUGUUCAACAAGAGGUUAAGCUAAAUGCUAGUCUUGAUCACCCCAACAUCAACAAAAUUCUCGGUCUUAAACAGGCCAAGGAGAACAUUUACAUUUUUCUAGAGCUAGUAACUGGAGGAGACCUAUUCGGAUAUGUCAACCGGAACAAGAAGCUUGACGAAAAUGAAGCAAAGUUCAUCUCGUACCAACUAGCUCUCGCCCUUGAGUAUAUGCAUGACCAAAAGCAGAUAUCGCAUAGAGACAUCAAACCGGAAAACAUUUUGCUGGCUCAUCAUGGGCCUGAUCCGAGAGUAUUGCUCGCCGACUUUGGAGCGGCCCGUUUAGCCGAUAAAGCAUUUUGCAGCAUGCAGGGAACAAUGUCAUACGCCGCUCCGGAAGUCUUGACGGUUUACACGCGACCUCAAGGUUUGCCAAACACCAUCUCAUUGCUUGGGCAGUCCAUUCACUUAUUUUGCUCUUCCAAUCAUGGGAAUGAAGGUUACGAUGGAAAAAAAGCCGACGUGUGGUCCCUUGGGUAUAAACCCAUUGCUCAAAAGAAGUGCUUCAGUGGUUUUCAUCCAUUCGAUAACAGUCAGCUCGAGAGCGCGGAAGCAGAAAGAAGAGAAAUUUGCAAAAUCCUCAAGUAUAACGUUGAACCCAGCGAAGUUCAUUUUGUGAAGAGUGUGCUGAAGCCAGCAUCUAAAGACGAGGCGGUAAAAUGUAUGUCUGGCGGAGGCUAUAAAGAAGGUGAAAACAAGAAUGAUUUUUUUCUUGGACCUCCGAAGCACAUGGCGGUAUACUGAUCGUGAUGGUGAAUUCUCUAUUGAGGAGCAGUUCGAGAAUUGUUGAAGCAAAU